CCCACCCUACGCCGCCUUUUCUUGCCCUCGCCGGCGGCUCUGCCGGGGCCGGGCCGGGGCGGCAGCUCCGGGAGCCGCAUGCCGGGGGCCGAGCAGGAGCAGGAGGGCGCAAGAAGAAAAAUGAAUUCUGAAAGCUCAGCACUUACCAUGAGUAGCCCUGCUGUAAUAAACCAAUGUACCAGAGGAGGAAUGGAACAAGAAAAAGUUUGGCCGAAACAACAGCAACAGAACAAUUUUUCCUUGUUUCCUUCCACCAAGGGCUGGAAUUUCAGAGGGAAAAAACGAAAACAGAGUACUCAAGAUGAAGAUACAAUCAGUAUCUGCAGCCUGGAUACAAGUGAGCCCAGUAACAAACGGGUCAAGCCGCUUUCCAGAGUCACAUCCCUGGCCAAUCUCAUUCCUCCUGUCCGUGCCACUCCACUGAAGCGGUUCAGCCAGACACUGCAGCGUUCCAUCAGUUUCCGCAGUGACAGUCGCCCGGAUCUGUUCAGUCCCCGGCCCUGGGCUCGGAAUGUGCCCCCUGCCAGCACCAAACGGAGGGACAGCAAACUGUGGAGUGAGACCUUCGAUGUCUGUGUCAAUCACAUGCUCACAGCCAAGGAAAUCAAGCGGCAAGAGGCAAUCUUUGAACUUUCCAAAGGAGAAGAAGACCUGAUAGAAGAUCUGAAGUUGGCAAAAAAGGCUUAUCAUGACCCAAUGCUUAAGCUUUCCAUAAUGACAGAGCAAGAGUUGAACCAAAUUUUUGGAACACUGGACUCCCUAAUUCCUCUACAUGAAGAUCUUCUUAGGCGACUUCAAGAAAUCAGGAAACCUGAUGGAUCAACAGAACACGUUGGCCACAUCCUUGUGGGUUGGCUUCCAUGCCUGAACUCCUAUGACAGCUACUGCAGCAAUCAAGUAGCAGCCAAAGCUUUACUGGAUCACAAGAAACAGGAUCACAGAGUGCAGGAUUUCCUGCAGCGCUGCUUGGAGUCUCCUUUCAGCCGCAAACUGGACCUUUGGAACUUCCUGGACAUCCCAAGAAGCCGUUUGGUUAAAUACCCAUUGCUGCUCCGAGAAAUUCUGAGACACACACCAAAUGAUCAUCCAGAUCAGCAGCACCUUGAAGAAGCUAUAAAUAUAAUUCAGGGUAUAGUGGCUGAAAUCAACGUAAAGACUGGGGAAUCUGAAUGCCAGUAUUACAAAGAGAGACUUAUUUAUCUUGAAGAAGGCCAAAGGGAUUCAUUGAUUGAUAAUUCACGUGCUCUGUGUUGUCAUGGUGAACUGAAGAACAACAGGGGAGUGAAACUGCAUGUCUUCCUCUUUGAAGAAGUGCUGGUGAUUACACGAGCUAUCACCCACAACGAGCAGCUCUGCUACCAGCUCUACCGGCAGCCAAUUCCCGUCAGGGAGCUCGUGCUGGAAGAUUUGCAGGAUGGAGAAGUUCGGUUGGGUGGAUCCAUCCGCGGUGCAUUCAGCAACAACGAGAGAAUCAAAAACUUCUUUAGAGUCAGCUUCAAAAGCGGAUCUCAAAGCCAGACUCACUCUCUCCAAGCCAAUGACUCCUUCAACAAGCAGCAGUGGCUGAACUGUAUCCGCCAGGCCAAGGAGAAGGCAGCGUGUGCGGGCAAGGCUGGCGGGCUGACCUCGGAAGCACAUUUUCUGUUGUCACCAGACGGACGCAGAGUUCCCCCGGGAGAAUCCAGCCUGGAGCAGAUGGACCAAUCCGACUGUGAGUCAGACUGUAGCAUGGACACCAGCGAGGUCAGCGGCGACUGCGAGCGCAUGGAACAGACGAACUCUUGCGAACACGAAAAGCAAAUAGAAACCAAUGUUUGACAAAAACUUAACAGUUCGUGGAAGAAAAUCUGUCUCUUACCUGUACAGUAUUUGCAUUCCAUAUAUGGAACCGUUUGGAGAAGCACUUUUAGAAUAUUUUUUGUGAUGAUGUCAAUGCAGUCCUUCUUGUAUUCGUACCUGUGAGUGUAGUACUGUGACUGCCCAUCUGUAUAAGCUGGAAUCUCUUGCAACUCAUGUCCUGUGAUUAUAUUCCAUAAACACCUAAGGUGGAUGAAAGAGGUACUUGACCAGUUAUUCUCAAUGUCCUGCUGUAAACAGAAUCUCUAAGCUACUGUUUAUAUAUGCAUUACAUAAAUAACUUUUCCUGAUUUUAAGUACUUUAUUUGCCCCUUAGUGGGGCAGCUAAAGAUGUGGACAUAAUAUGGAGUUUCAGGAUGGGGUGUUAAGAUAAUAAGUUUUCUUAAAGGCAUGGAAGGAAAAAAUAGUUUCUUGGAAAAAAAAGAAAACUAUCUUGCAGUAACCUGUCUGAACUCUUGUGAUAUUAAAUCAACAAGAACUGUAAACAGCAGGCCAUGGAACCAGGGACUCUUUAGGGAUUAAGUUUUCAAAAUGAAGCGCUGUCCUAAAAUCCAGCAACCAAACUUACUAAAAUCUGGAUGUUUCAGGUGGUCAGCACAGUGAUGUGGUUUGUUUGUCAAAGCAUGUAAUGCUAAAAGUAAUCAACUGAUAAAAAAAUCCAACCAAACCUCUACAGCCAGCACUGAAUUAAAUGAAAUGCUGAGAAUACUGGGUAUUUGUAAAUAAGCUGGUAGUUUGCUUUCAGUGCCAUAAAUAUAUUAUCCCAAACAGGAUAAGAAUGGAAAAGAGCUUUUGCUUGUGAAUAGGCCCUCUUCAGCAUUUUGCACUCCACUGACCUCCACUGUUGGUUUUAAACACCACUAAACUAAUGUUAAAACAAUUAAUUUUCUGUAAAUGUCUGUUUACAGUUACAUGUAGUUGGUUUUUAAAACUAAGCGAUGAUUUUAUAUAAAUGGUGCUCUACAAAUACCCCAUGGGAUUAUGUAGAGAAAGUUUAAACAAAAAGGGAAUUGUUUUUCCUUUAGGAUGUAUUACAUCCUUUUUCUUUUCCUCAAGUUCUGUUUUAAAAGUUUUUUUAUUGCAUUUAAUCUCAUGCUGUAAUUGGAAAUAUUACUGUGUUUUCUGGUGGCUGAUUUAAUCUACUCAUUAUAAUGAGAAGCAGGUGAGUCACUUAAAUGCAGUCUAAAACAGUUAAACAUCCUGUUACUUUCAGGAAUCCCUGGGUGAUAUUUUAUUUCUUAUUAUAAGAAAUAAUGCCAGUGCUGUGUGGCAAGCUAUGAAAAUGAUAUAUUAAUAAAUUUAAAUGAUUCUUGAUAUCACACAAGAUAACCUGUGCAAAGUACUCGUCAAAACAAAAGUAGAAAAACUUAAGUUAUUGCCAAAAAUAUUUUUCUUGUGUUCUACAAGUUUACAGAAAAUGUAUUAUGUCGAGUAUCUUACAUAUAUAUAUGCUGAUAUGCAUUACAGAAAUCUGUGUGACAAGAUGAUAAACAAUAUAAACCAAGGUAUUUUUAUUUUUUAAAAAAAUGGCAUUUUUACCCUAUAGAACAUAUUUCUGUAUUUAUAGUUUUUAAAAAAAAAUCAAAUUUCUUUUCUGUUUCAGGCUUUGUAAUUUAUUUCAACUGCUUCAUUUUUAGAACUGAAUGAGUAUUCCAGUGAAGAUGGGAGAAAGAAAAAAAUCUGCAAAAGAAAAGGAGUAGGAAAGCUGUUCAGCAAAAUGUUGAAAAAGAAAAAAGCAUGUAAAGUGUUCAGAUAGAGAGGAAAGAAUGAAUGUGUGUAUUGCCUGUUUUUGGUUGUUUUUUUUUUUUUUUUUUAAUAAUGGCCUUAAACUUUUCUGGAAGCAUUUCAAAUAAAUUACAUUAAACCAUUUUGAUUUUUAUUUGGUUUGGUUGGUUGUGCAAGAAGACUGCAGAAAGAUUUAAGUGGUACAGGCAGUGAGGCUUAAUGUAAGUGACCAAGGCUUAUCUUUUGGUUGCUAUGGAAGUGUUUAUAUUUGGAUAUAAUUUGCUAGAUACAAAGUAGUAACAAAAAAAUGAGUUACUGUACUCAGUUCACCGCAUUCCCCAAAGUGUUAAAUAAUUAAUUUAGUAAGUAGGUGGAACAAA
Molecule: messenger RNA, 3962 nt
Organism: Corapipo altera (White-ruffed manakin)
Lineage: Eukaryota; Metazoa; Chordata; Aves; Passeriformes; Pipridae
Gene: ARHGEF3
Product: Rho guanine nucleotide exchange factor 3
Exons: 13
Coding region: 79-1818 (579 amino acids)
Biological process (GO): intracellular signal transduction; positive regulation of Rho protein signal transduction
Molecular function (GO): guanyl-nucleotide exchange factor activity
Source: RefSeq, a predicted model, not a curated record